Salvia miltiorrhiza (redroot sage) is the source of this 1998-nucleotide messenger RNA. Its product is annotated as pre-mRNA splicing factor SR-like 1. Lineage: Eukaryota; Viridiplantae; Streptophyta; Magnoliopsida; Lamiales; Lamiaceae. The record is from RefSeq and is a predicted model, not a curated record. Gene Ontology annotation, cellular component: precatalytic spliceosome. The transcript is spliced from 5 exons. Bases 524 to 1768 code for a protein of 414 amino acids.
AGUAGUUUUACUUCUAUACCCCCAUCGUUCAAGCGCCAGAGUUCUAACAUCCUAGCUAGGGUUCAUCACGACUCCGCGAUUUUUCUCUCCACCUCUUUAAUCCUCCGAUUCCAGGUACGAUAAAUGUUCGAAGUAAUCCGUUUUUCCUCGAGUUAUGCCUUGCGAAUUUAAGGCUAGUUGCUUGGGAUAGUCUUUGUGCGUCUUUGCCUGGCGAUUUCAUUUGCUAUAGUUAUCAAAACAAUAAAUUUGCUUAAUUUCUAAUCUGUAUUGUGCUCUUCUGAAGAUUUGAGCUUUGUCUUUCGUGACUAGAAUCUACAACUUUAUUUAUUUAUUUAUUUAUUAUUAUUAUUAUUUUUUUUUUGGGGGGGGGGGGGGGGGAGUUUGAUUUAGCAAAAAUAUGUGCAACUCUUCUCUAAUGCAAAAGUUAUGUUUAUGGAGUUCGAUUUGUAGUUGGUGUCUUGGUGAUGUGUAACGUCGCGGAUGCUCACAGAUGAACAUCGGAUCAGGCAGUGGAUGAUUCAUAAUGGCGGAAAUUAAGUCAUCUGGGAGGCCAAUUGAUCAAUUGUUGGAGAAGGUCUUGUGCAUGAAUAUACUUUCUUCUGAUUACUUUCGUGACCUAUUGAGAUUGAAGACAUACCAUGAAGUCAUUGAUGAGAUAUAUGUUACUGUGACCCAUGUGGAGCCAUGGAUGACUGGUAAUUGCCGUGGUCCGUCAACUGCUUUCUGUCUUCUUUACAAGUUCUUCACCAUGAAACUUACAGUCAAGCAGAUGCAUGGCCUGUUGAAGCACUCAGAUUCUCCUUACAUAAGAGCGGUUGGAUUUCUUUACUUAAGGUAUGUAGCUGAUCCAAAGACAUUGUGGAGUUGGUAUGAACCAUACCUAAGAGACGAUGAGGAAUUCUCUCCUGGUUCUAAUGGCAAGAUGACAACAAUGGGUGUCUAUGUGCGUGAUCUGCUUCUUGGACAGUAUUACUUUGACACACUUUUCCCCCGGAUUCCUGUUCCUGUUAUGCGUACUAUUAUAGCCAAUCUUGAAAAUAUGAAAUUACCUACAAAACACUGUGGUGUUACUGGUGAGACCACACGCGGAUCUGAGGAGACUGCCAGAAGGCCCCCUUCAGUCAAAGCAGCCCUUUCUGUCUCUUUUGGACAGCGUGCUCCUCACCGUGCAUCUACAAGGGAUUCAUCUCCUGUCCGUCGAACUGUUAAUCCAUCUUAUGACAGAGCGGAUGAUUCAAGACGAUCCCCCAGUCGCCACCGCAGCCAGAGCCGUGAUUUAUCUGACCGAGAAUAUUCCGACAGAGACAGGGGCAGAGAAAAGGACAGGGAUCAUGACCGAGAUCGAGAUAGGGAGCAUAGGGAGAGAGUGCGUGAUAGGGAUAGAGAGAGAGAUAGGAGGUAUGAUUAUGAUAGAAGGUCCCGUGAAAGCUAUAGAAGGGAUCAUGAUAGGAGUAACCGAGAUGAACUGUAUCAUAGAGGUAGUUCCCACCGGAUUCGGAGUCGGAGUCGGAGUCGGAGCCGGAGCCGGAGCCGGAGCCGGAGCCGAAGUCAAAGCAUUUAUGAACAAAGUGGACAGGACCAAAGUCGUUCUAGUCCCUCUGGACAUGGAAGCAAGGACAAGAUGUCUGUCUCUAGUAAUCUUGCCAAGCUCAAAGAUCUAUACGGCGACUUGAGCAGUCAAAAGGAAGAUGCAGGCAAGGACAAGGAUCAUGGCAAGCCUAGUGGCACUGAGGAGGUGAUUAGACUUGGUGGUUCUACGUGGAGGUAGGAUUUAAGCAAUUGAAGUCUGCAUCUUCAUUUAGUUUGGUGCUGUAUUUCGAACCAGUUUAACAGUAGAGAUAAAUGAGUUCAGUUCUGAUCAUAGCAGCAAGGUAUGUCAUUCCGCCAGUCUUCUUCUACUGCCAUGAUAUCUAUGAUUAUACCUUGAAUCAUAUUCGGAUAUUCCUGUACAUUAUAAAUCCGUUACAAUUGAUUAAUAGCAUAAUUUAAGACGAAAAA